Messenger RNA from Ectocarpus siliculosus, 471 nucleotides. The record is from the annotation of a GenBank genome assembly. Lineage: Eukaryota; Phaeophyceae; Ectocarpales; Ectocarpaceae.
AUGUUUAACUUCUUGCUGCAGGGUAAGGUCGGGGAGAUGAUGGCACCCGUCCAGUCGCAGGAGGCGCAGCUGCUCAUCGCGAUUCAGAACAGACAGCAAGACAAGAUCCGCGAGCUGCUGGAGGUGAAAGGGGUGGGCGCUAACACCGCCAACGACCGAGGGGUGCGGCCGAUGCACAUGGCAUGCCAGACCGGCAACAAUCACCUGGUGCAGAGAUUGCUCGAGCUGGGCGCGGACAUCAUCACCGCAGACAAGGCGGGCAACACCCCCCUGCACUACGCCUCCAAGGGGGGGCACACGGACAUGGUUAAGAUGCUGGUGGGGCAGGGGGCGGCCGUGGAGCAGCGGAACAGCCACAGGCUGACGGCCUACGACGUCGCGACGGACCACGUCAUCCGCCAGUUUCUCCUUCCGCUCCAGCUCAAGGUGUGCUCCGUUGUGUGGUUUCUUGGUCUUGUGUUUUCAGCGUAA